Miniopterus natalensis is the source of this 3916-nucleotide messenger RNA. The record is from RefSeq and is a predicted model, not a curated record. NCBI's taxonomy places the organism in Eukaryota, Metazoa, Chordata, Mammalia, Chiroptera, Miniopteridae.
AUGGAAGCCAGCAACCCCGCAAUUCGCCUCAUAUGGUAUCUUUGUUGUUUCUUUUGUUUUGAUUUGUUCAUUAACACAGAAAAGCUUCACUGGCCUGAGCAAGAACUGGCUAAGAAGUCUAUCCUGAAUGCAGAAGAGUCACUGGUCACUGUCCGCAAAAGGAAUGUCCCACAGUUACCUCCCGGAAUACUGAAGGACAUUUUCACCACUGGGACCAGUAGUUACAAUGUCCUCCUGCAGAGCAAAGAGGAGAAAAGGCAUCAUGCACAAAAGCGGUCUUCCUCCACCCACUCCAAAAGAUGGAACAGCCUAGCACUGCCACCUAAACCCCACAGCAAGGUCAAGCGGCACCACUUCACUCUCCCCAAGCCGAAGCCGCAGCCACAGCCACAGCCACAGCCACAGCUGUCUAGAAGUUUUGAAAAAGGAGAUGACUCUUCGGGAAGGAAAUUUUGUAUACUGACUGCUAUAAAGCCCACCAACCUGGAGAAGGAGAAGCUGAGAUUCUUCAAGUCCGACUACACCUACAACCCUCAGUUUGAGUACGCUAACCCUUCUCUGCCAAGUGUGCUAGCCAAGCACUGCAACGUGUCUGGCCGAUUCCUUAAGCAGUCCAUCCAUAUUAUGGAACUGACUUUGCAGAAAUACGGAAGUUAUGAGAAGUUUGAGCAGGCCACGGGUGGGAGCCUGCUCUCGAAGCCUCGGAUCUGGAGCCAUGUCAGGAAGUACAUGCUGAAAGAAGGCUGCCUGGGGGAGAUUGUAGUCCACCUCACCGAGGACCUGCUUUCCCGAGCCUCCAUGACGGUAGUGAAUGGAUGUCCGACGCUGACCAUCAAUGUUUCCACUGCACGAGAGCACUGGCUGGAGGGAAUGCUGAGGCACGAGAUAGGCACACAUUAUUUCCGAGGCAUUAACAACCUCCAGCAGCCAUGGAACAGUUGGACUGGCCGCAAGAAGCACGAGCUGAAGCCAAACAAUCCCACGGAGGAAGGGCUGGCAAGCAUUCACAGUGUCCUGUUCAGAAAGGACCCCUUUUUGUGGAGGGCUGCCCUCCUCUACUACACCGUCUAUCAAGCCAGCCAGAUGUCCUUCUGCGAACUCUUCAGAGAGAUUGGGAAGUUUGUCAAGGACCCCAACACGAGGUGGGAUUACUGUGUGCGCGCCAAGAGGGGCUGGACCGACACGUCCCAGCCAGGGUGUUUCAGUAAAGACCAGGUGUACCUGGAUGGCAUCCUGCAGCUCCUGCGGCACCGGAAGACCAUCGACUUUCCCCUGCUGACCGCCCUGGGGAAGGUCUCCUAUGAAGACGUGGCCCGUUUGAAAGGCCUGGCAGUCACUGAGAACACGAGGGUCCCUCACUUCCUGCAGGACCAGGAGCGGUACAUGGAGCACUUGGAGAGGAUCAUGGAAGUGAACGAGCUGACCGACAGGGAGCUGAGGGACCUUAUAUGCUGACCAGCAUCCUUGCAGACAUGGCGAGACUGCGCCCUUGUAUAUACCUUUUGGUGCCCUUAGCAUCAGCAGAUUUAUAAAGGAAGGACUGUUUACAUGCGCUUUCCGCAGACUGGUCUCAGUAUGCAGCUGAAUGUUUAGAUUAAGGACAAACCUUAAACUGUUUCCCAAAAAUGUUUCUACAGGCUGCAGGGAAAGUUACCUGUUUUCAUCUGACUCUCAGCAGAGUCAGAUGAAAAUCCUGUGAUGAGUGUUUUUGAAGAAUCUUGGUCAGAUUGAGCGAUAGACUUCUGCCUGAGCACCAGGACUGGCUUCAGCUGGAGGCUGCGUCCCAGUGCUGCUCAGACUCCAAGGUUGUGUUUUAUUCCACAAGUGUGGUAAUUAGCUCUGAAAAAUUAGUUUUGUUAUGUCCCCAAAACUAGCUAGAUCUCAGAUUUCCUGUUUCUCUUACAUGUUAAGUAAUGUUAAGGGGGAGACGAUUUGAAAAGCUUUCAUUACUUAUUUUACACAUUAUUAUUUCACCCUGCCAGUGUAUAGGAGCUAAAUUAGAGAAUUCUUACUUUGUCCAGUUAUCCCUUCACUAAACUGUUUUCAUUUCCUGAAACAAACUGAACCCCUUCAAAAUUUUAACCAAGUUUUAGGGUCUUUCCCUCUCUGUUCCUUUAUAUAAAUGGUAAGUACCAGUUCCAGAGAGGUUUAUCUACAUAAAUUAAAAUAGUCCGGGAAAACAAAAGCUAUUCACCUUUUCAGUAAAUGGAGCAACAAACGGGAUAGACAGACUGAUCUACUUCCUGUAGCAGCCGGAUGCUGACGGGGCAGCAUCUACAGGAAACCUGCCCUGCUCUGAAAGUUGGUGUUCCUGGGCACUGCCAUCUGAUGAGCUGGCCUUGUGAGAUCGGCUCGGUGUACUUUAUUGAAAUCUUUGACUUCGUCAACCCAACAGUGACAGUUUAAAUUUCUAAAAUGAGAGUUCUGAUUUGCUACAUUUCUCCUGCCAAAAGCUUACCCACCUGGCUUUAUAGUUUGUCAAUUUUGAUAUAUACUUAUAUUUACAUACUUGCGAUCAAAUGGUUCCUCAAACAACUUACUUUAAUGAUCAGAAAGAAUACAGCUGUAGACACCCCAUUUAAAACUGCUACUGUAAUAGAAAUAAAAUUAAAGAAUAACGACCUUCCCUCCCCAUAAAAACCCACAUAAAAUUACCACUGUAAUUUCUACCCACAGCUACCUGAGAGUUACCUCAAUUCCGGCUUCACUAUGGUGCUAACGCUAGGUGUGUGCGGUCAUGCUGGGAGGUGACUGCAGAUCUUUCGCAGGCUGGGUAUGUGGUUUUCUCAUUCGUGCGCCCGGAAGGGCUUCCUUGAAGGAGACGGGUGUACUCUAGCGGAAGCCUGGCAGCUCCUGCAGAGCCCUGCAUCCAGCUUCACCCCACUUCGCAGUCAUGGGCCAGGCCCUUGGGAGCAUGGGAGGCGCCCACCCUGUGCCUGUGCCUGUGCCAUAGGCCUGGGGGUGGCUGCACGUCUCCGGGUGGCUGGGCACAGUGCUCGCACUUCUCAGACUCUGCAGAACCCACUGCCCCCUCGCGCAUUGUUCCCUCGGAGAUCAUCCAGGCUCAGCUCUGCGUCCUGUUUCUGCCUUCAUCUUCAAACUUGUCAGAGGGGACUGCAAACAGCGUCUCAUUGGCUGGGACCAGGCUCGGACGGAAGGGCAGCAUCUGUGUCCUGUGGCUUAAGCUCAACUGCUCGGGAGCUCAGCCCCAGCGGCAGGAACACUGCUCUUCCACGCGUGGCUCAGAUACAAGCGAAACCACAGCAGCCUCCGCUUCCUGCUGGUGCAUGAUGGGCAGUGACCAGGCCCAAGGUUAAAAUGGACAGACUCUCUCUCCCUUUACCUGGUUUGGGGAAGAAAACCUUUCUCACCUGAGUGCCAGGUAUAAAAACAAAAACAUGGGCACCAUCCGGACAGAGAAUGUCGAUUUUCUUAAGACACUUUAAAAGUCAGCAAUGAACCAAAAACAGUUUCAGAUUAGUAGAAAAGCUAAGCUUUAAAAGUUGGGAUUGAAGAUUUAACUAAGGUUAUUCUCUGUCCUGAAAUAGCAUUAUACUGUCAGUUUUAUUCCUAAAUAGAAGUUUUAAUACAUAGGAAAUUAUAGCAGCAGUACUCGGGAAUAAUUGAAGAUCACAUUAAUUUUAAUAAUAAUUUGCCCUACACUAUUGACACUUAGGAUUUCAUCCAUUUUGUCUCCUGAAAUUUAACACAUAGUAUCACAUACAAAUUCCGAUGAACUAUUUGGUUUUCACACAAGACAGGAUUCAAAGUAAAAUGGUUGACAAAAUUCCAUAGUCUUCAUUUCUCUAUAUUUUCACCUUUGUAAAAGUGUUUCAAGUUUGUACGGUUGGUUUUGUAAAACUUUGACAUUUUGUGUCUCGAUAUAAUAGAAAUAAACAGCACUGAGGUUCUUUCA